GAAGAAAGAUGGCGGAAGAAGAGCAAAGAAAAAGGAUUCCAUUGGUUCCAGAAAAUCUCCUGAAAAAGAGGAAGGCUUAUCAAGCCCUCAAAGCCACACAGGCAAAGCAGGAGCUUUUGGCCAAGAGGGAGAGGAAAAGAAAAGAAUUCAGGUUUAAGCGACUGGAGUCCUUUGUGCACAAUUCCUGGCGGCAGCGACGGGAUGCAGUCCGGCUCCGACGACUGAAAGUGAAACCUCGUGCCUUGGAAAUGCCAGACAAGCGUUCCUUGGCCUUUGUUGUACGGCUCCAAAGGAUUAACGGGGUGAGUUCACUGGUGGAGAGGACCAUUGCAAGACUUCGCCUGAAGAAACUGUUCAGUGGCGUCUUUGUCCAGGUCACCCCCCCAAACCUAAAACUGCUGCGGAUAGUGGAACCUUACGUGACCUGGGGAUUUCCAAAUCUGAAGUCUGUCCGGGAACUCAUCCUGAAACGUGGGCAAGCAAGGGUCAACAAUAAGAGCAUCCCUCUGACGGACAACACCGUGAUUGAGGAGCACCUGGGGAGAUUUGGUGUCAUCUGCUUGGAAGACCUCAUUCAUGAAAUUGCCUUCCCGGGGAAGUAUUUUCAGAAUAUUGCGAGGUUCCUGCGCCCUUUCCAGCUGUCAGUGGCCCGUCAUGCUAGCAAGAACAGAGUGGGCUUCCUCAAGGAGAUGGGCUCACCUGGCUAUCGGGGUGAACGCAUCAAUCAGCUCAUCCGCCAGCUGAACUAGACCCAGGAUAUCUGAAAAGAUGUUUUUUUGGAAUUAUUAU
Oryctolagus cuniculus (rabbit) is the source of this 789-nucleotide messenger RNA. NCBI's taxonomy places the organism in Eukaryota, Metazoa, Chordata, Mammalia, Lagomorpha, Leporidae. The record is from RefSeq and is a predicted model, not a curated record.